AUGGACGCACACUCAAAGAAAAAAGACGAGAAAUCUCUCAAUCCUGAGUAUGGCAACGAGACUAGGCUCUCUGAUCUUGACGGGGAUAUACCAAUCCUCCUGCCUCGUUGUUACCAUCCCGAUGCCAAAGGGAAAAUGGUCGAGGAGCCAACUGAGACUGCAGCGUCCUCGCCUACCUCUCCUUCGAGUCGCCAGCGGUUCUCCUUUACUCGUACAGCACGUGGAGUCGUAGAUUCAUUGCUGCCAGAGCCAUUGAAGCCACGAAAUGUCAAUCAGAAACAUCCAGUGAAGACGGAACCUCCCCCAGCAAAUCUUGCUAAUGCAAGAAUUGCGUCCAUUUACGACGCAGUAUUGCAACAGCCACGACCUUCUUCGUCAGUGUAUGAAGACGAUGAUCGUUGGCCGGAUUUGACCACAAGCAGUGGGAGUACCUGGCGUUACGAUGGUAACUCCGCAGGGACAGCCAACUCUCGACGGGUUCACGGGCUCGCCCGUCAAAACAUGCGUCCUGGCCCUGACACCUCGAAACCUCUCCCACUGGAACCUCCCAAUGCUGCCCACCUCAAAUCAGAGCGGUCGCACUACACUGAAGUUGACUCUUUUUCUCGACAGGAUUCACGUCCACUAACUGUCUUUCCUGGUGCUAGUUACUUGGAAGAUCGUGAACCUGUCUUGAAAACUGAAGACACCAAGACUAGCUUUCACACCUUUGAUCAGUUUCAGACAUCGUCCAACAAUAACAACAACAACAGCGACAUGUAUUCGCAGUUGGCGGCUCUUAGAGUCCCCUUUCGACGCCGUUACGCAGCUCGUCUGCCUUCUGAGGUUGACGAAUACGGCGAGAAAGCCCCUCUCUUACAAACUUCAGAAAGCACUGGCUCUGUUGCUACACAGAAAGAUCACGUACCUUUUGAUCCCAUCGAUCCAUAUCACCACAGUGGACAGCCAAAGAAGAAGGUCUUGUACGGUACGGAUGGCUAUCUCGGGAAGGACAAGGAUUGGAAACAGUCAAACUUGCAGAGGGUGACCGAGAAGAUGGGAUCGCUCAGCAAGCGCGUCAAGCACAGCAUUCAGCGCACAAUUGAGCGCGACCCCGAUGACAACAGAAUGGAGCUGCUGCACGGCAUCGUCAUGAAGCCAAGCAUCUCGAUCAACGUCGACCCAGAAUCUCAGUCGGAAAUCUACUCUAAGCUUGAACUAUUUCUCUGCAUGAGCGCCAACGCCUAUCUGCUCGUACAGCUGCAGAAUAACCGUUUUCUCGGUAACGACUCAAUCAAGCGAUUCGUCAAUUUCUGGAAGUCCAAGAACCGACCUGUCGUCCCCGAAUUCCAGUUCGAUCUUAAGACUCAACGCGAAAUCAUCGUGCACAACGUUCGUACCUUUGAGUUUCCUGGCAAAUACGGACUGGAUCCAGUGCUUUUGAAAGCUACUUUGGAUGCCUGGGGCAGCGUCGUCAAUCAGCUGAACGUUCGCACCUACUGCUGGCCCGAUAGCGCUAUUCGCAAGCUGUUCCACGACGUCGAACCCAUUCUCGAGGUGCUCGGCGCUUCUAGAGAUGUUAUCGCCACAUUCCUCGAAAUGAAGCAGGUAGUCGUGAGACUUGUUCAUCAGGCCAAGUACAACAAGAAGAUGGAGGCUCUUAAGCUCCAGCCUUCUCAGCGAGAUUCGUUCUAUGGCUGA
Messenger RNA from Talaromyces amestolkiae, 1680 nucleotides. RefSeq lists its product as uncharacterized. The transcript is spliced from 3 exons. Bases 1 to 1680 code for a protein of 559 amino acids. The record is from RefSeq and is a predicted model, not a curated record. Lineage: Eukaryota; Fungi; Ascomycota; Eurotiomycetes; Eurotiales; Trichocomaceae.